Molecule: messenger RNA, 2735 nt
Organism: Clarias gariepinus (North African catfish)
Lineage: Eukaryota; Metazoa; Chordata; Actinopteri; Siluriformes; Clariidae
Gene: sema3fb
Product: sema domain, immunoglobulin domain (Ig), short basic domain, secreted, (semaphorin) 3Fb
Exons: 19
Coding region: 329-2692 (787 amino acids)
Biological process (GO): negative regulation of axon extension involved in axon guidance; neural crest cell migration; semaphorin-plexin signaling pathway
Molecular function (GO): chemorepellent activity; semaphorin receptor binding
Source: RefSeq, a predicted model, not a curated record
AGACAGAGCGCGUGAGACAGAGCGCGUGAGACAGUGGGAGUGAGAGACACCCGAGUGCUCCAGCGCGCGCUUCCCUCCUCAGUCUGCCCCGGGUCUGAUCAACCUGCCCUCAGCUCAGUGUGUCAGCAACACCAGGACUAUACACACGGAGAGACAGAGAGAGAGAGAGAGACACACACACUCACACACUCUCCGCGCUGUGGAUUUGUGCACCCGGAUCUGGCGUGGACUUUUUAUUAUUAUAUUUUUCCCCCAUUCUUUUUUUUUCUAUCCUAAAAGGAGUGAGGAUUUGUGCAGUCAGUACUCCUGGAGCCAACCCCGCUGCACGAUGCUUUCGGACGGGUUCCGGUUGGUCCGGAUUCUCCUCGUUCUCUCUGUCCUGCUGGUUCCGAGCUCCGCCAACGAUGCGCUCUCCGCUCCCCGGGUCUUCCUCUCCUUUAAAGAAAUGAGGUCGACGAACACGGCGCAUCACUUCUCCUUCCUGUUAAACACUUCGGAUUACCGGAUCCUGCGCAUGGACGAGGAUCACGACCGCAUGUACGUAGGGAGCAAAGACUUCAUCCUGUCUCUGGACCUCCACGAUAUCAACCACCAGCCACUCAUCAUCCACUGGCCUGUCUCCCCACCUAGGAAGUUGGAGUGUGUGUUAAGUGGUAAAGACAACAACGGCGAGUGCGGUAACUUUGUGCGUCUGAUCGAGCCGUGGAACAGGACUCACCUGUACGUGUGCGGGACUGGAGCCUACAACCCCGUGUGCACCUUCAUCAACCGCGGACACAGAGCCAUGAUGCCCCUGCACCUGCAGGUGCCCCAGGCCAGAGGGAGGACGAGUCGGGCAGCCGAGCUGGAGACUGUGACUGAUGAGACCGGGCUACAGGAGUACAUCUUCCGUUUGGAGCCAGGCAACGAGGAUUCUGGGAAAGGAAAGUGUCCGUACGAUCCCAAACUGAACAGCGUCUCUGCUUUGAUCAACGGAGAGCUGUACGCAGGCGUGUACAUCGACUUCAUGGGAACAGACUCUGCUAUUUUCCGAACGCUGGGAAAAAACACGGCCAUGCGCACGGACCAGUACAACUCCAGAUGGCUGAAUGACCCUUCGUUUGUGCACGUGCACCUCAUCCCAGAUAGUGCAGAGAAAAACGACGACAAGCUCUACUUCUUCUUUCGCGAAAAGUCUUUGGAGAUGGGCCAGAGUCCUAAAUCAGAGUCACGCAUCGGACGCAUCUGCCUGAACGAUGAUGGUGGUCACUGCUGCCUGGUGAACAAGUGGAGCACGUUCCUCAAAGCGCGCCUCAUCUGCUCUGUCCCAGGGGCCGACGGAGUCGAAACGCACUUCGACGAGCUGAGAGACGUGUACAUACAACCAACACAGGACACCAAGAACCCGGUCAUCUAUGGAGUCUUCUCUGUCUCUGGCUCGGUGUUUAAAGGCUCAGCGGUGUGUGUUUACUCCAUGGCCGAUGUUCGGAUGGUAUUUAACGGACCGUUCUCACACAAGGAGGGUCCGAACUACCAGUGGGUGGCGUACACGGGAAAAAUCCCCUACCCACGACCAGGAACGUGUCCUGGAGGAACCUUCACCCCCAACAUGAAGUCCACCAAGGAUUACCCGGACGAGGUCAUCAACUUCAUGCGCAACCACCCAACCAUGUACAACUCGGUGUACCCCGUCCACAAGCGCCCUCUGGUGGUCCGGACAAAUGUUGACUACGAGUUCACCACCAUUGCAGUUGACCAGGUGACGGCGGCCGAUGGAAGCUACGAGGUCCUCUUCCUGGGAACAGACAAAGGGACGGUACAGAAGGUGAUUGUUUUGCCCAGAGACGACCUGCAGACCGAGGAGCUUAUCCUCGAGGAGGUUGAGGUGUUUAAGGUCCCGACUCCUAUUACGACCAUGAAGAUUUCAUCCAAAAGGCAACAGCUGUACGUGGCGUCAGUGGUGGGCGUGACCCAGCUCGCUCUGCACAGGUGUGACGUGUACGGCGAGGUGUGUGCUGACUGCUGCCUGGCCCGAGACCCGUACUGCGCCUGGGACGGCAAAUCCUGCACCCGCUACUCAGCCUCGCACAAGAGACGCAGUCGGAGACAGGACGUUAAAUACGGCAACCCGAUGCGGCAAUGCCGUGGCUACAACUCCAACGUCAAUAAGAACACUCUGGAGAUGGUGCAGUAUGGUGUGGAGAGCAGCAGCACGUUUCUGGAGUGUCAGGCCAGAUCUCCGCACGCCGCCAUCAAAUGGCACUUCCACAAAGAUAACAGUGACCGGAAAAGAGAGAUUCGUUCAGACGGCCGCGUGCUGAAGACGGAUCAGGGAUUGCUCCUCCGAUCUCUGCAGCCCUCCGACUCGGGCGUGUACGUCUGCACAGGCACCGAGAAAAACUUCAAACACACGCUGAUGAAGCUGCAGCUAGUGGUGCUGUCGAGCCAGGCGGUGAACAGCGUGCUCCUGGAGAGCGGCUCGCGGCCUCAGGCGAGCGCGUGGACCCCCAGCGCGGGCCAGUACCGAGAGCUUCUCAGCAUCCUGAGCCAACCCGAGAUGGGCCUCAUCAACCAGUACUGCCACGACUACUGGCAGCUCGGGGACACGCACCGAGACAGCGGCAGCGUCAAACCCAGCGAACUCAAUGAGCAGAAGAAGCCGCGCAACCGCAGGCAUCAUGGCAAAGAGCACGAGGACGAGGAGGAGACAUGAGGACCUCCAUUACGCCUGCAGAGACUCUAUCCUGAGCGUGAUG